This is a messenger RNA of Myxozyma melibiosi, 1266 nucleotides long. RefSeq lists its product as uncharacterized. The coding region runs from base 187 to 1230 and encodes 347 amino acids. Lineage: Eukaryota; Fungi; Ascomycota; Lipomycetes; Lipomycetales; Lipomycetaceae. Gene Ontology annotation, cellular component: COP9 signalosome. The transcript is spliced from 2 exons. Gene Ontology annotation, molecular function: protein binding; metallopeptidase activity. The record is from RefSeq and is a predicted model, not a curated record.
UGUCGUUGAUCAGAUAUCAGAAGUGGAGGAGCAGACAUCUAAACCCUAUCAGCUUAAUCAGUGCCUUCCCACUCCCAGCCGCGACUUCCCUCACCCCGCUCACCAGUGAUUCCAUCCGCAGUCCGACAAUUGCAGCUCGAUAUACCCACAAAUCACCAUAGAUAUAGACAAGAUACACUAUCAAAGAUGGCAUCGUCAACAGAAACCGACCAGACGCCGUCAAUUGUGCUCCGCAAUCAGUCCGGUCACUCAACUGAUCUCACUAUCGGACUCCAUCCUUUAGCAAUCCUCAAUAUCUCGGAUUACUACACUCGCGCCCAUCUGUCAGGCAAAGAACUGCUAGGUGGACUGAUAGGAAAGCAAACAGGCCGCGACGUGUCAAUAGAGCAAUCAUUCGAGUUCAGCGUCACCGAUGGCAACAUCAACGAGGAACUAGUCGUCACCAAACUGGAGCAGUUCAAGACAUGUUUCGAGACCUUGGAUUUCGUGGGCUGGUUCUAUAUCCCGCUGCAGCCCCCGUACGAGCCGUCGGAAGCAAUCCUCUCGGUGCACCAAUACCUCGCAAAGUUCCACAACGAUACGCCUCCUCUUCUUUUAAUUCUGGACCCGAGAAUCGAUUCAAUGACGACAAGUCAGAAACUACCAAUUACAAUCUAUGAGACUUUGUUUACUGAGGAAGGCAAGCCGGUUUUUGCUGAAGUGCAGCACAGAAUCGAGAGCUUCGAGGCCGAGCACGUCGGCGUUCUUUACGUUGCCAAACAGGAUCAAGUAGUGCAGCCUUCGCACGACGCUAUCGUAUCUGGCGGUAGUCAACUAGCCGAGUCCUCUACCAGCGCGCAAAAGGACGUGUCUGAAGAUCUGCUACAUAACAAUGACGCCGAGGAGAUUGUGUCGCAGAUCAACAGUCAAGCGAAUGCUGUAAAGAUGCUCGCUGCUCGGGUGGACAUCAUCCGUCGGUAUCUCGAGUACAUCAUGACGAUUCCCGAGAGCGCGUUCACAGCUGCGGACUUUGAGAUUCUGCGCGAGAUAAAUGCGUUGGUUGGGCAGCUGAGCACGGAAAAUAUCACAGCUAUUGCACAGGGACAGCAGUUUGAUGGAUUACUGGCGGCAUUGCUGGGGCUGGUCACGAAAGGCGUGAAGCAUGGCGUUGAUUUGAAUGCAAAGAGGAACACGCUAGAUGUUCAGCUACGUGGGCGGAUGGAUAAGAUACCGUCAUUGCUGAGACCGUAGGUAGAUUUCCUAUUAUUACAUAUCAUACAUAUUAUA